Molecule: messenger RNA, 6808 nt
Organism: Molossus molossus (Pallas's mastiff bat)
Lineage: Eukaryota; Metazoa; Chordata; Mammalia; Chiroptera; Molossidae
Gene: WIZ
Product: WIZ zinc finger
Exons: 12
Coding region: 149-5824 (1891 amino acids)
Biological process (GO): regulation of transcription by RNA polymerase II
Cellular component (GO): nucleus
Molecular function (GO): DNA-binding transcription factor activity, RNA polymerase II-specific; RNA polymerase II cis-regulatory region sequence-specific DNA binding
Source: RefSeq, a predicted model, not a curated record
CAAGGGUGAAGACUGGGGCUUCAAGGAAGGAGAAACUAAGGCAGAAUCCCUUUCCUACCUCCCCUAAGCACGUGGCUCUCUGCCCCCAGAUCUACAAUGCCUCACUGAGCCAUUCUGGCAGCUGAGUGGAUCCAAGCAGAGAGCAUCAAUGGAUGGACCCCUGGCAGGCGGCCUGGCUGCCCCAGACCGUCCUCGAGGCCCUGAAAGACUGCCUGGCCCAGCGCCGAGGGAGGACAUCGAAGGUGGGGCUGAGGCAGCUGAGGGGGAUGGUGGCAUCUUCCGAUCCACACAUUACCUGCCUGUCACCAAGGAGGGCCCCCGAGACGUUCUGGAUGGCAGAGGUGGCAUUUCUGACGGGCAGCCCCAUCCCGGCCUCAGCGAAGCCCUCCCCCGUGCCACCUCCGCCACCCAUCGGAUCAGCAGCUGCUGCUGGGAUGGAGGCAGCCUGGACUUCCGGACAGGCUCCCCACCACCCCAACUCCUGGGCCACUUCUCUGGCCUCCCUGAUGGCCGGGGGCUCUGGGAGCACCCCCUGGUUCAGGAAGCUGGGGAGGGCAUCCCAUCUGAGCAGAGGUUCGAGGACUCAGUCACUAUGAGAACUGUGAAGCCCCACAGUGAGCUCGAGGGCUCUAGAAGGUUCUUGAACCACCAGGGUGAACCGAAGCUCUUGGAGAAGUCACCCCAGGGCCACUCCAGGUUCAACUGGCUCCAAGGUGCAGAUGAGCAAUCCCUACCCCAGAAUGCAGGGCUGCCCCUGGACCUGCCACCCCCACCGCCGCCUCUCACCUCCUUCAGGACAGUACUGGUACCUGUAGAGGAUACCACAAAGACUUUGGAUGUGGAGGUAGGCACCAGAGAGCACUUGACAGACCUGGAGGGUCUGGCCCAGCCAACUGUGGACUGGUGCCUGCCUAGGUCAGCCACGGAAGUGGCCACUCAAACCUGGACGGUGAACUCGGAGGCAUCUGUGGAGCGACUGCAGCCACUGCUGCCCCGCGUCCGGACCGGUCCCUACCUGUGUGAGCUGCUACAGGAAGUGGCUGAGGGGGUGGCCAGCCCGGAUGAGGAUGAGGAUGAGGACACAGACACAACUGUGUUCCCAUGUGUGGAGUGCAGCAUCUACUUCAAGCAGAAGGAGCAUCUUCUGGAGCACAUGAAUCAGCAUCGUCGAGCCCCAGGCCAGGAGCCCCUGGCUAACUUGGCCUCACUGGCCUGUAGUGAGUGUGGCUGGGCCUUCACGGAUCCCUGUGCCCUGGAGCAGCACCGGCAGCUGCACCAGGCCUCCAGGGAGAAGAUCCUCGAAGAAAUCCAGAAGCUGAAGCGGAUCCCAAAUGAUGAGGGCCGGGAGGCACGGCUGCAAUGCUCCAAGUGCGUCUUUGGCACCAGUUCCUCCAAAGCCUUUGUGCAGCAUGCCAAGCUGCACGUGCGUGAGUCACCAGACCAGGCUGCCAAGGAGCCCUUUGGGGGUGGCAGCCCAGGCCCCGAUGCCACUUCCCUCAGCUAUCAGCCCUCAGGCCUCAGCUAUGGAGCCUCCUCAGGCCUCAAUGCUUGCAUUUUCUGUGGCUUCCCAGCACCCAGCGAGAGCCUGCUCAGGGAGCAUGUGAGUCUUGUGCACACCCGUCCCCAGUGGGAGGAGGAUGUUGAGGCAUUUGAGGAGGACCCUUCCAGCCAGCCUGGCACCAGCCAGGGUAUGUAUGCCCGUUUCCCUGAAGCUGCUGAGGACUACUUUGGCAUCGCUGAGCCAUUCUUGGCCCCUACAUGGCGGAAGAACCCUACUGGAUAUGACCCCAGCCUGGCCUUUGGCCCAGGCUGCCAGCAGCUUGGCACAAGGGAUUUCCCACUGUCAAAGCCACUACCGCACAGUGUGAGCCAGACGACCCUGGGAAGGUCAGCCUUUCACUCACCACUAGCAUCCACUCCGUAUUCCUUACAGCCCUGUAGAAGCAAAAAUGCUGUCCAUCUGCAGGGGCUCCCAGCCCAACUGGGGGACCAGAGGCACCCCUGGAGUGAAGAGGAAGAGGAGGGUAUACAACUGGCCUCGGAAAUGGACUUUUUCUCGGAAAAUGGGGUCUUUCCAUCCCUUGCUGUCCCUGGCCUCAUCCCAGAACCAGCCCUGGAGCUGAAGCGGACUUUCCGAGAAGCCCUGCGGGCAGCCAAGGCCUCACCAGCACAGCAUCAGCAGCUCCUUGGGAUGGUGCCAGUUGUGCUGGUGGCCAAGUUGAGGUCUCAGGUCCUGGCUGUGGCAGCUAGGGCACCCCCAAGGCUGCAGCCCGAGGAGCUGGGGCUGGGGGGCACACACCCCUUGGACUUCCUGCUCCUGGAUGCACCACUGGGUGGCUCGUUGGGGCUGGACACAAUCCUGGAUGGGGACCCAGCAGUGGCACUGAAGCAUGAGGACCGGAAGUGCCCCUACUGCCCUGAUCGCUUCCACAAUGGCAUCGGCCUGGCCAACCACGUGCGGGGCCAUCUAAACCGUGUGGGCGUCAGCUACAAUGUUCGGCAUUUCAUCUCUGCUGAGGAGGUGAAGGCCAUCGAACGCAGGUUCUCCUUUCAGAAGAAGAAGAAAAAAGUGGCUAACUUUGACCCUGGCACCUUCAGCCUGAUGCGCUGUGACUUCUGCGGGGCCGGCUUUGACACGAGGGCUGGUCUUUCUAGCCACGCCCGGGCCCACCUGCGUGACUUUGGCAUCACUAACUGGGAGCUCACCGUCUCACCCAUCAACAUCCUACAGGAGCUGCUGGCCACCUCGGCUGCUGAGAGGCCCUCCAGCCCCCUUGGCCAUGAGCCUGGGGGGAUGCCUGGUGGCUAUCUGUCCACCCGCAGGCCCCGCUUUCCUCUCACAGUGCCCUUCCCACCCACCUGGGCUGAGGACCCUGGGUCAGCCUACGGAGAUGGCCUGGGUUCUGAAGAAAACACCAUGGUGGCCAUGGACUUGGGCUCCCCUCCGCUCCCCAAGAAGAGCCUACCUGCUCCUGGGGCCCUGGAGCAGGUGGCCAGUCGGCUGAGCAGCAAAGUGGCUGCAGAGGUUUCUCAUGGCAGCAAGCAAGAGCUGCCAGACCUCAAGGCUCAGAGCCUGACCACCUGCGAGGUCUGCGGUGCCUGCUUUGAGACACGCAAGGGCCUGUCCAGCCAUGCACGCUCCCACCUGCGGCAGCUGGGUGUGGCAGAGUCCGAGAGCAGCGGUGCCCCCAUCGACCUCCUCUACGAGCUCGUGAAGCAGAAGGGCCUGCCUGACACGCCCCUCGGGCUGCCUCCGGGCCUGACUAAGAAGUCCAGCUCUCCGAAGGAGGUGGUCGCUGGGGCCCCCCGACAGAGCCUGCUCACCCUGGCCAAGCCCCUGGAUGCCCCUGCUGUCAACAAGGCCAUCAAGUCGCCUCCUGGCUUCUCAGCCAAGGGCCUGGCUCACCCACCCAGCUCCCCACUCCUCAAGAAGGCACCACUGGCCCUGGCAGGCUCCCCUACCCCCAAGAAUCCUGAGGACAAGAGCCCCCAGCUGUCCCUGAGCCCCCGGCCGGCCUCCCCAAAGGCACAGUGGCCUCAGUCUGAGGACGAGGGGCCCCUGAACCUCACUUUAGAUAGUGACGGGGGCAGAGAGCUGGACUGCCAGCUGUGCGGUGCCUGGUUUGAGACCCGCAAGGGCCUGUCCAGCCACGCCCGCGCCCACCUGCGCCACCUGGGCGUCAGCGACCCGGACGCCAAGGGAUCCCCCAUAGACGUGCUCCACGGGCUCAUCAGGAGGGUCGGCGUCCAGAAUCGCCUCCCACCCGGGCGCGGCGUGCUGGCCCAGCUGGGGCGGCCUCCUCCCGCCUCUGCGGCCCUCUCCUUGCUCCCCCCCCCACCGCCGGCCAAGAAGGCCAAGCUGAAGGCUGCUGGUAUGGCCAGCCCAUGGGGGAAGCAGGACCUCUCGGCCGCCACAGCCGCCGGCAUUUUCUGGGCCUCUGAUGUGGAGCCGUCUCCUCUCAACCUCUCCUCUGGCCCAGAACCAGCUCGAGACAUCCGCUGCGAGUUCUGUGGGGAGUUCUUUGAGAACCGAAAGGGUCUUUCCAGCCAUGCGCGCUCACACUUGCGGCAGAUGGGUGUGACUGAGUGGUAUGUCAAUGGCUCACCCAUCGAUACACUGCGGGAGAUCCUCAAGAGACGGACCCAGUCCCGGCCCAGCGGACCCCCCAAUCCACCUGGACCCAGCCCUAAAGUCCUGGCCAAGGUGGUGGGCAGCGGAGGUCCUGGCAGCUCCCUGGAAGCCCGCAGCCCUGCAGACCUUCACCUCUCGCCCCUGGCCAAGAAGUUGCCACCACCACCAGGCAGCCCCCUGGGCCACUCACCAACUGCCUCUCCUCCUCCCACGGCCCGAAAGAUGUUCUCAGGCCUGACCGCAUCCUCCCUGUCCAAGAAACUGAAGCCUGAACAAAUGCGUGUGGAAAUCAAACGUGAGAUGCUGCCGGGGGCCCUUCAUGGGGACCUGCACCCGUCUGAGGGUCCCUGGGUGGCGCCACGGGAAGACAUGGCCCCCCUGAACCUGUCAUCACGGGCAGAGCCAGUGCGUGACAUCCGCUGCGAGUUCUGUGGUGAGUUCUUUGAGAACCGCAAGGGCCUAUCCAGCCAUGCACGCUCCCACCUGCGACAGAUGGGUGUGACUGAGUGGUCUGUCAAUGGUUCGCCCAUCGACACACUUCGGGAGAUCCUUAAGAAGAAGUCCAAGUCGUGCCUCAUCAAGAAGGAGCCUCCAGCUGGAGACCUGGCCCCUGCCUUGAUUGAGGAUGGGCCCCCCACAGCGGCUCCUGGGUCGGUGCAGCCCCUCCUGCCACUGGUGCCCAUGGCUGGCCGGCCAGGCAAACCAGGAGCUGGGCUGGCCCAGGUACCCCGUGAGCUCAGCUUGGCACCCAUCACUGGUGCCAAGCCCUCAGCUACCAGCUACCUGGGCUCAGUGGCAGCCAAGCGGCCCCUGCAGGAGGACCGCCUCCUCCCUGCAGAGGUCAAGGCCAAGACCUACAUCCAGACUGAACUGCCCUUCAAGGCAAAGACCCUUCAUGAGAAGACCUCCCACUCCUCCACUGAGGCCUGCUGUGAGCUGUGUGGCCUUUACUUCGAAAACCGCAAGGCCCUGGCCAGCCAUGCUCGGGCGCACCUGCGGCAGUUCGGUGUGACUGAGUGGUGCGUGAAUGGCUCACCCAUCGAGACGCUGAGCGAGUGGAUCAAGCACCGGCCCCAGAAGGUGGGCGCCUACCGCAGCUACAUCCAGGGUGGCCGCCCCUUCACCAAGAAGUUCCGCAGCUCUGGCCAUGGCCGUGAGAGCGACAAGCGGCCUCCCCUGGGGCUGGCACCUGGGGGCCUGUCCGUGGUGGGCCGCAGUGCUGGGGGUGAGCCAGGGCCGGAAGCGGGCCGGGCAGCUGACAGUGGUGAUCGGCCUUUGGCAGCCAGCCCACCGGGCACUGUGAAAGCUGAGGAGCACCAGCGACAGAACAUCAACAAAUUUGAGCGCCGACAAGCCCGCCCUGCAGAUACCUCUGCGGCCAGGGGGGGCGAGGAAGCCAAUGACCUGCAGCAGAAGCUGGAGGAGGUGCGGCAACCCCCACCCCGGGUCCGGCCAGUCCCCUCCCUGGUGCCCCGUCCCCCCCAGACGUCACUGGUUAAGUUCGUCGGCAACAUCUAUACUCUCAAGUGCAGGUUCUGUGAGGUGGAAUUCCAGGGACCUCUCUCCAUCCAGGAGGAGUGGGUGCGGCACUUACAGCGGCACAUCCUGGAGAUGAAUUUCUCCAAAGCAGAUCCCCCGCCCGAGGAGCCCCAGGCCCCGCCAGCACAGACAGCGGCGGCAGAGGCACCCUAACACAAAAGCAUUCCAGAUCUCUCUCGUGCCACCUCUGUCUCCUCCUCCUCGGUCUCCUCCUCCCUCUCUUCCCUCUUUCUUUUCCGUUCCCAAAGGAGCAAGCCAAAACCUCAAACCGGCACCCUUGGGGGCCGGGCACACUACAGCCAGGGCGCCCCUUCCCCAGCUCAAGGACUCUGGGGCCAAACCCAGGGCAUCUUCCUUCAGGCCACACCUACCCAGUCCAGCCAGGGCCAAGGCCAGGUGUCUGGUGGCAGGUGAUCAGGUUAUGGGAAGAAGGCCAGCACUCCCCAAUGUCUAGCAGCCAGGUGGGGGUUCUAUUUGCCAUCUGUGGCCAUUUGUAAAGACCCCAAAGACCCCCUCUCCUGGUUCCCUCUUGCCCCAUGAGUAUCCUCUUACACGCACGCACAUGCAAACACAUACACACACACACGCAUGCACGCACACACUUCGUGACACCCGGGAUCUGCCCCAGCCCCCCAGUUCCCGAGUCAAACGACCACAUCAUGCCACGGUGCUUGCUCAGGGGAAGGCAUGCUCCCUUUGUGGGCCCACCUGGGCCUGGGAGCCCCCAUUGAGCCCACAAUGCCACGGAAAUCCUUGUUGGCUGCCCCCCCCAGAGGGGCCUUCCCAGCUGGGAAGAGCUCAGAGCUGACAGCUGCCUCCUGCCAUGUCCAGGUUCCCCAGAGCCUCUGGGGGCUCCGGGCCCUGGAGGGGAUGGGGUGGGACUCUCCUCCCCCAUCCCCACCCCCUCCCUCUUUUCACUGUUCCUUUCUAUGUAUAGCUCCCUAGACCUUUCACUUUUUUAAAAACGCAUUUGUGUAGAGAAUAAGGAACGUGGAUCUUUUUAUUUUGUGAUCCUGGGCCAGCUAGAAACCGGGAGCUGAUCAAUCUUUUAACUUUUUUCAGUGGCCACAUUUUGGUUAUUGAUGUACCUAGAAGUAUGUAAAUUAGAUUAAAUUUCUCUUCUGGAAACACCCUGGG